UUCAGUCAGCUUACAAGUAUGAAAGAGUACCUGGGAUACUACUCAUUUGACGAGAAAUCACAAAGCAGCACAGUGGUGGUGGAGGAGUUUACAUUCUCAGCAGUGUGUGAUGUAUCAACCAGGGAUACUAAGUGGAAGAAGAAGUUCAUUGAAACCAUGGGUGAUUGCCAUUAUUAUCACAACUGUCGUAUUAGCUCUGGCAAUAAUUGUUGGUCUCCUUGUUUAUUUUUUGGCAUAUGAUCAGAAGUUUCAGUAUUACCAGGCCUCCUUCCAGAUUCCCAAUAUUGAAUAUAGUCCUGAUUUUUCUGUAGAACACUCAAAAAUUAGGACCAACCUGAAAAAUAAAAUCAAUAAUGAGAUAGAUAAGAUAUUUCAAACUUCCAAUUUAAAGCACCAUUACAUCAAGUCUCAUGCUGUCAACUUUAGGCCAAGUGAUAAGGGUUUGAAAGUGGAUGUACUGCUUAAAUUUCAGUUUACUUCUACCAGUGCAAACACUAUAAAAAGGCAGGCUGAUGAAAUUUUACACAGGAUGUUGAACUCAAAUGAGAGCUUCUUGAAGAAAGACCCUUCAUUACCUUAUCUUAGAGAAAUUAAUGGAGCACAAGCAGAACAUAUUCUGAACAGUUGUUGUGGUUUAGGGAAGGAGUACCCACCCAUGGAAAGAAUUGCUAAUGGCCAAGUAGCAAAUAAAGCUGACUGGCCAUGGCAAGCCAGCCUGCAGAUAGACGGGGGCCAUUUCUGUGGAGCAUCUUUGAUCAGCCAAGAGUGGCUACUGACAGCUGCUCACUGUUUUGAACUUUACAAAAACCCCAAACUAUGGACGGCAAGUUUUGGAACAACCCUGAAUCCUCCACUGAUGAGAAGACAGGUGCAGUCCAUCAUUGUUCACGAAAACUACGCUGCCCACAAGCGUGAUGAUGACAUCGCUGUGGUGAAGCUCUCCACCCCAGUCCUAUUUUCUGAAGACGUGCACAGAGUCUGUCUCCCAAAUGCUACGUUUGAAGUCUUGCCUAAGAGUAAAGUGUUUGUCACUGGAUGGGGAGCAUUAAAGGCAAAUGGUCCCCUUUCAAAUACUCUGAGACAAGUUGAAGUAGAGAUCAUAAGUAAUGAUAUGUGUAAUCAAGUUAAGGUAUAUGGUGGUGCUGUAUCAUCAGGAAUGAUAUGUGCUGGAUUCUUGACAGGAAAACUCGAUGCCUGUGAGGGUGAUUCUGGAGGACCUCUGGUUAUUGCACAGGGUAGAAACAUCUGGUAUCUAAUUGGAAUAGUAAGCUGGGGAAUAGACUGUGGAAAAGAAAACAAGCCUGGACUUUAUACCAGAGUGACUCAUUAUCGGGACUGGAUUAAAUCUAAAACCAACAUCUAAUAUAACAACUACCUCAACAACUAAACUGCAAUUGUCAUAUGUGGUCUCUAGCAA
Molecule: messenger RNA, 1417 nt
Organism: Ictidomys tridecemlineatus (thirteen-lined ground squirrel)
Lineage: Eukaryota; Metazoa; Chordata; Mammalia; Rodentia; Sciuridae
Product: transmembrane protease serine 11G
Biological process (GO): proteolysis
Cellular component (GO): plasma membrane; extracellular region
Molecular function (GO): serine-type endopeptidase activity
Source: RefSeq, a predicted model, not a curated record